Messenger RNA from Acanthoscelides obtectus, 3510 nucleotides. NCBI's taxonomy places the organism in Eukaryota, Metazoa, Arthropoda, Insecta, Coleoptera, Chrysomelidae. The record is from the annotation of a GenBank genome assembly.
CCGACUGUCGAUCAAGCCUCCGCAUUGACCAUGAAUGAAGUGGGGAACAGUGUCUGCGGCAGCACAGGUACAAACAGGGCUAAUUUAACAAAUCAUUUAACGAAACAGCACACGAGACCCGCGGGCUACGUACACAGAUAUACGUGUAUGCUAUAAAACGGAAAGAGGACCCCGUAUGGACAUACACGGUCGACAUCUUGGCGCGAAAACCGGACAACGCAGCGGGCAAUUGAAAGCGAAAUCGGGAAAUAUACUUACGCAACGGCUGGAGGUUAGUGAUUUUCGAAUUUGUGGGGUGACGCUCGAGUUAUUUGGAUUUGAGUAACUUGUGGAUAACGCCUACAAUAAGAAAUAUGCGCAUCCUACUAUCCGCCAUACUGCUGGCGGUAAUCACACUAACCAGCCAGGAGUCCCUGCUGGAGGGCAUGAUCCGACUGAUCCAGGAAGGAGAGAGGCAGUUCGUCACGGAACCAGCGGACAUUCCAGAGGACAGGAUGCUGAAACAGUACGACUUCAUCGUCGUAGGUUCUGGUACCGCAGGAUGUGUGGUCGCCAAUAGGCUCAGCGAAAAUCCAGAUUGGAAUGUGCUGCUUGUUGAAGCAGGUCGCACGGAGAACUACAUCAUGGAUGUCCCGAUCAUGGCCAACUUCUUGCAAUUUACAGAGUCCAACUGGGCAUACAAAACGGAGCCCAGCGACAAAUUCUGCGUAGGCAUGGAUGGUCAACAGUGCAACUGGCCUAGAGGAAAAGUGGUCGGCGGCUCCAGUGUGCUCAAUUACAUGAUCUACACUAGGGGCAAUCGUAGGGAUUACGACAAUUGGGCUAAGAUGGGAAAUACGGGAUGGUCUUACGAAGAAGUUCUACCGUACUUCAGGAAGAUAGAAAACUUCUCUAUACCCGAAUUCCAGAACUCCAGGUAUCACAGCACUUCCGGAUACCUGCAAGUUGGGUAUGCUCCGCAUCAGACCCCAAUCGCAGAAGCCAUCGUUAAUUCUAGCAUACAAGCCGGGCUUCCUUACGUAGAUUACAAUGGACCAACCCAGACGGGGGUGUCCAGGCUGCAAGUCACCCUGAGGGAUGGAGUCCGCGACAGCGCCAGUCGUGCUUACCUCCAUCCCAUCAGAGACAGGCCCAACUUGCACAUGAAGAAAUACUCCAUGGUGAAAAAAAUCUUAAUCGACCCGAGCACUAAAGUCGCGUACGGAGUGGAAUUCGUUAGAAACGGUAAGAUGUACAGGGUGAAAGCGAAAAAAGAAGUUAUCUUAUCUGCUGGUGCGAUCAACUCUCCACAGCUGUUGAUGCUGAGCGGAGUCGGACCACAGAAACAUCUCAAAUCAGUAGGCAUCCCCGUUCUCAGCAACAUUAAAGUUGGUUACAACCUCAUGGACCACAUAGCAGUUGGAGGACUUACGUUCAUAAUAAACCAACCUUUCUCUUUGAGGACAGAGAAAAUCAUAAACAAGGAGAACCUGGACAUGUACUUCAACCAUCACAAAGGACCGCUGUCUAUACCAGGAGGAUGUGAAGUCCUUGUCUUCCAUGACUUCAAAGACCCACAAAAUCCUGACGGCUAUCCGGAUAUAGAACUGCUCUACCAAGGAGGAUCUCUUGUUUCCGAACCCACACUGAAGAAAGAUUUUGGUAUACUUGAUGGUAUCUACGACAAGGUUUACAAGAUGGUUGAAGACGCAGAAACGUUCAUGGUCCUGCCCAUGUUGAUGAGACCAAAAAGUAAAGGCAAACUGCUACUGAGAGACUCCAACUACAAAUCCAAGCCGAAGAUAUUCCCUAACUAUUUCGCGUAUAAGGAAGACAUGGAGACUAUGAUAAAAGGAAUCAACUUGGCACUGAACAUAUCUGCACAGCCGGCUUUGCAAGCAUUAGGUGCCAAGCUCCACAGUAAACCGAUCCCGCAAUGCUCGAAUCACACCUUCGGCAGCGACGCCUACUUCGAGUGCAUGGCCAGGUACUUCACGUUCACCAUCUACCAUCAGAGCGGCACCUGCAAAAUGGGGCCGAAAUCCGACAAGAAGGCCGUCGUAGACCCCCGUCUCAGAGUAUACGGCAUCCAGAGGCUCAGAGUCAUCGACGCAUCGAUCAUUCCUGAGAUACCAGCUGCCCAUACCAAUGCUCCCGUGUACAUGAUCGCCGAGAAGGGAGCUGAUAUGAUCAAGCAUGACUGGGGAUAUCAUACGCAUACGUAACGGGAACAGGAACGUUGUAUACCUGUGAUAUUACUAUUUAAGUGUACAGACCUAUUGUGUAAAACGAUUAUUUAAUAAGUAUUUAUGGAAUUUAACUUAAUAAAUAAAGAAUGCGUCCUUCAGUAUAUGUACAUAAAUUAUCCUAAAGAGCGUUAGCAUGAAGCUCUUUCAUUUGAUACAUACAGUAAUGGACAAAAUUAUAUAGACAAAUAUGAAUAUUUACCUAAAUACCUUUAGAAAACGAAUUCAUACUUCAUUGCUCCAUAAACAAAUGCGUUAUUAGUAGAAAAACUAAAUUCCUUGAUUUUACAUUAUCUGCAAUGAUCACAAUACAAGUCUGAAAUAAGCACUUUUUUAGGAGGGACAAAAAUAUGUAGACAAAUUCUUUUCAACAUUAGUUUAGUACAGUUUCAUGUCAGAAGAGGAUUAGUUUGUGUUCACCAAGUAUUGUGGAAUAAGUUCAGUGAUUUUAAGACCAUGCCGCGUGGUCCAGAAAUUUUUUUCGAUGUGAAAACUAAGAUCAUUGAGUUAUACAACGAUGGUCAACGUCAAGUCGACAUUGCCAAAAAUUUGAAGCUGGAGCGUAAAGCAGUUUGGGCAAUAUUGAACAAAUAUAAACAAAAAGGUAUGUUGGAAGCCUCUAAGAGAAGUGGUUGGCCUAGAAAACUAAAUGCUAGAUCAGUUAGAUUAAUAAAAGUAAUUUCGUCCAAAGAUCCGUUUAAAACCCCAAGACAAAUAAAAACCGAAAUCGAGACAAAAGGAAUUGUCAGUGCUUCUACGAAAACUAUAAGUAGAAUGCCCACUGUCAAACAUGGAGGCGGGUCUGUUAUGGUUUGGAGGUGCUUUUCGGGGUUUGGAAAGGGACCUUUACAUAGAAUAGAUGGCAUUAUGGAUAAGUUUGUAUACACAGACAUACUAAAACUAAAGCAUGUCAUGUUACCCUAUAUGGAAGACAAUAUGCCCUUAGGAUUAAUCUUCCUGCAAGAUAAUGACCCGAAGCACACUUCAAAUCUCGCAAAGAAAUUCUUUCUGGAUGAAAAAAUACCAGUUCUCAAAUGGCCUUCACAGUCUCCCGAUAUAAACCCCAUUGAAAAUCUAUGGGAAUACUUAGAUAAGCAAAUACAAGAUAAAAAUUAUUCAAACACAGAUGAACUUUUUGCCGCUUUAGAGCAAAAGUGGAGACAGAUUGAUGAAUCUUAUAUCAAGAAACUUCUACAAUCUAUGCCGAGACGAUGCCAGGCGGUGAUUGAUAAUAAUGGUUAUGCCACAAAAUAUCAACACAAACAUGGUUGGUUUUCUAUAAUUC